GAGAGCACGUGUUGAUGUCCCAUGGCAGCAUUCCAAGUACUAGCAGUCACUGGACAAGUACACGGAUACUGGCAUGGAUGAAAUCCAAUACUCGGAGUUUGAGAAUCCAAGCUUCGACGCAAAAGAGCUGGUGCAAAGGUACCGCAAGCGGAUACCGUUGCCUCACUUGCAAAAGAUCCUUCGUGGGCAUCAUGCUGCUACACGGCAGGAGCUCAUCGAAUUGAUCAAUGAGAAGUACGCAGACUUCGUCAGCCUGUCCUCCCGCAUGCAGGGGGUCGAGCGUGCACUGAAGCCCCUGCGAGCACCACUGGAGGAGUCCAGUGAGCUGACCAAGGGCUUGCACACGAAGUUGGGUGGUCUUCUGCAAAAAGCGGAGGAGGCUCAUCAGGGACUUGCUCGCAUUCAAGCACGCAAAGCUGCGCUGAACGCAUACAUUGAGAACGCACGACUGCUGCAGAAGAUUCAGUGCUCCACAGGGCAGAAGUGGAGCAAUCCGCAGGAGUCAGAUGACUUCUUUCGUGAUCGCAUCACACAGGAGUGCAUAGCUAGAGACCUGCGGCGGGUGCGCUUGAACCUAGAGGGAGCUUCAGCUGAAGGUGAUGCGCCGGAAUGCAAAGCUUUGCUGGAUGAGGCCCUGGCCUUCCAAGAGGACUUCAGCAAGCGACUGCAGGAGAAGUUGAGGCUGCUCUUGUCAGCGUCAAAGAAAGGCUGGGAGGCUUCUCAAGGUGACUCCGCGGCAGAUCGCAGAAUUCCCCGGUCCGAGUUGGUGGCAGUGGCGCACACCUGCAAAGCUUUGUGCACCAUUGGGCAUUCGGAGCCAGUGGAGCAAAUCUUCGCGGAAGUGUUUGCCAAGGCUGCUCUUGAAGAGAUCAGCGUGGCCUGCAGUGCAGCCGCAGAGGAGGCAAAGCGGAAGGCCAUGGCGGAGACGUCAGGCGCCAAGAUGGUGGCGGGCGCUGUGGACCUUGCCGUGUUCUUCCAGUCUGUGGCCAAAGCCUUCUUCACAGAGGAGUCAGCUCUUCUUGGUUUUGCACAGCGAUUGCGGAGAGGCUCAGAUGGGGAUGAAGCUUUGGCUGUACCUUCCCUGAAGUUGGUGGCCUACUCUGUGGUGCUGCCGGCCUUGCGACAGGUUCAAGAGGUAUGGCCCAAUGUCUUCAUGCCCGCAUUUCCAGACACCUUCGCGGCCAACUACGUGCAUUUCACAAAGUUCUUGCAGGCCGCUGAGGAGGUGAUGGACACCAGCGAGGCCCAGGUCUUGAGACGGGACCCCGCCCUGUGUGAUUUCCAGCGGAAAUGGAAGACACAGGUGUACUGCUCCCUCCGCACAAAGGAGGCGGCGCAACUUAUGGAUGCAGCGGCCCGGAGGCUAGCAACCUCCGAGCCUGCGCAGCACAAAGCGGCCGGCGGUUUCUGGCUUGAGGUGUCUUCUGAACUUGCGCGAACCAUCGACCUGGUUUGGAGUGCCUGGUAUUUGAGCUCUCUCUUUCCCAAGAUGGCGCGACUGUCUCUGGAGCUCCUUGCGAGGUAUGGCAAACUCCUCUCCGGCUUUGCGGAAACAAGCUCCACAGCAGGCUUGGGCUGGGAUGCUGGUGCCUCGCCGCCUGGCUGGAACACAUCCUCGCAACCAGUCAGACUGGCUCGAGCAGCAUCAGAUGUACUGCAGGUGAUGCAUAGCUUGCAAGUUGAUGGUGCUGGUGCCGGCACGAUCGCCAAGCUCUUCUUAGACAGGCUACCCGCAGAUGAGAAGCCCAAGCAGUUGACUCAAGCCCUGCUGGCGGACUCCGCUGAGGGCUUGAGGCCAACCUUGGCACUUCUCAAGGACGAGAUGCUGAAGCAAGUUGUGGCGGCCAUGGUGACCCAUUUCGCAGCCAUCCGUGGUAUCCCUGCGUUCUACCGGAUGCUCAACAAGCCGGUGCCGACCAAAGCGUCGCCAUAUGUGGAGUCAUCCUUGAGGCCUUUGACAGCAUUCCGUGAAGUUCUUGUGGGUUCGGCCAUCAGAGACACGGAGAUCAUCUCUUCCUGGCUUAAAGAGAUGGUUGAUGGCGCUUCACAGGAGUUCACCUCGCAGGCAGCACAGCUCAUCGAGCUCACGCGCCAGCAGGAGGCGUCACUUCGACGCCUCGCAGGGCGAGGCUCCGGUGGCGAAGAGCAGGUGUCUGACCUGGACAAGAUCCAUAUGCAGUUGUGCCUGGAUGUGGACACCUUCAGCCAGAUGGCAGCCGAGACAGCUGGGGGAUCUGCGGAAGGGCUUAGCAAGCUGAUCGAGGCCGUGAGCGGCAUUCGACGAGACAAGCCGCCAUGAGAGAGGCCUAGAUUGGUGGGAAACACAAAGCAAAAAGGGGCGCUCUGCACAACUCAUCGCUCCAAACCAUGUGCUGGCUUCAUCUCAGACCCUCAAGCCCUCAGACCC
This is a messenger RNA of Effrenium voratum, 2407 nucleotides long. The record is from the annotation of a GenBank genome assembly. Lineage: Eukaryota; Dinophyceae; Suessiales; Symbiodiniaceae.